AGUUACGUGUUCCUAUAUUCCGUUAAAGUAUUUUUAGUAAAAAUUGCACAAAAUAAUAGUAAAAUUUUGACUCAAAAUAUCGGCACGAAAUAUAGGACAAUUUCUUAUCAGUUUUGAAGUAUCGUAAAUAAUUGAAAUUAAUUAUUUUUAAUCGAAAAUUAAAUUAAAAUAUGUACAGACAUCAAGUGGAAUAAAAUGUUUUCUGUGAAAUGGAAUUUAAAAAUAAUCAUUGAUUCAAAUUUAUUUAACAACGGUAACACUUUCCACAAAAUUUGAUACGUUUUUAUAUGAAUACAUGUCAAUGCCGAAAAUCUAAUUAUGUACUCUAUGCUGAGAUUUCUAUGGUUACUCUUUAUAACAUUGUUACCAACACGACAACUUCUAACAAUAUUGUUUAUACAUCAUAUUAUUAGAAAUUUAAUAAGAACACACAUUUUUCGAAUCAUUUUUAAGAAAGGAAGAUGUGUGAAAACGUUUGUAAUUCUCUGGAAACAUUUAAUCCCGAAGUUGAAUUUCAAAAGUUUUUGAAGCGUAAGCCAAUAAUCCAAACGGUACAAUUAUAUGAGCAUUUACAAACUCGAGAAAAAAUCAAGUGUCCAAAUAAUUUUAAAGGCUAUGGGGUCGAAAAAGAUGAUAAUAAAUUGUACAGAACAUUUAAUUCGGAAUAUGGAUACUACGCACCAAACGUCUUUACAAUACCUUCCCGUUAUUUUCCACUUUCUCAAAAGUUUUCUAACGAACUUUAUCGCUGUGGCAUGUAUCGUAAUUAUUCGUUAAAUACUCAUGUAGAUCGAACAUAUUAUUAGACUUUUUGUGGGUUUUGUUGUAUCGCUAUUAUCGAUACAAAUAAACAAAUUUAUCAGUUUUUAUGAAAUGUAAUAUAUAUUACAUAAUGUAUUUACAAAAUUUGACCUUAAUAAAACAUAUCGAAAAACAACAUUUA
Messenger RNA from Lucilia sericata (common green bottle fly), 943 nucleotides. Its product is annotated as UPF0691 protein C9orf116. The transcript has 2 exons. Bases 462 to 806 code for a protein of 114 amino acids. Gene Ontology annotation, biological process: axoneme assembly. NCBI's taxonomy places the organism in Eukaryota, Metazoa, Arthropoda, Insecta, Diptera, Calliphoridae. Gene Ontology annotation, cellular component: axonemal microtubule. The record is from RefSeq and is a predicted model, not a curated record.